Papilio polytes (common Mormon) is the source of this 4382-nucleotide messenger RNA. RefSeq names its product monocarboxylate transporter 10 (gene kar). The coding region runs from base 442 to 1887 and encodes 481 amino acids. NCBI's taxonomy places the organism in Eukaryota, Metazoa, Arthropoda, Insecta, Lepidoptera, Papilionidae. Gene Ontology annotation, biological process: transmembrane transport. The record is from RefSeq and is a predicted model, not a curated record. Gene Ontology annotation, molecular function: monocarboxylic acid transmembrane transporter activity. The transcript has 3 exons.
GCAUGGCACAAUACAGAACACGUUUCGCAUUCAGUUGUUCAAAGUAAGCCGUAAACGUGGGUUAAAUUAUUUCUAGUUAUUAACGUAGGUUAACGUAACGCAGAACGCAGACCAGACCAGACGGAGACGGACGCAAUACGCUACAGCUACGCAGUGCGAUAGAUGUUUCAGUGUUAGAAGGUUGUGUUCGGUAUUGUACGGUGAAAACAAAUAGAUUAAAAACAUAGUGCCUAAUUUGGGUGUUAUGAAGUGCUAAACAAUUGUUUUUUAAUGAAGUUUUAGAUUAACCACGUGUUGAAAACGUCGCGCAUCUGUUUUUUUUGAGCAAAAAUGCAAUACCGUCUAAUAUUGCACACAAAACUAGCCUCGUGCGUUCUGUAGUAACAAUCACUGCAUCGAUUGAAUUGAUGAACAUUUAUUUAUCAACAUCAAACAACAAACAUGAAGACAGAACCUAAAGAGGACACUGAUUUAUUAGGCAUAAACAAGAAUAAUGUUUUAAAUAUCGGCACUGACACGACAACGAAACGGAUUGAAGAUUAUCAAGGUCCGCCUGAUGGUGGUUUUAGGGCCUAUUUGAUUGUGUUGGGAUCAUUUUUGACCAAUGGUCUAUUGUUCGGAGUUAUCAAUUCUUAUAGUGUAAUUUAUACUGUACUGCAAAAACGACUAGAAAUUGAAAAUGUGCCAAAUUCGGAGAGUAAAGCAUCUUUGGUGGGCGCUCUCACAAUGGGUACGACAUUUUUCCUGUCUCCGCUGUCAGGUUUACUGACUGCCUUUUUUGGUCUACGAGCGACUGCAGUCUUGGGCGGCAGCAUCGCUACAGCCGGAUUGCUUUUAUCAUCAUUUGUUGUGAACGAAGUCAAUGCGCUCUACUUCACAUAUGGCUUGAUGUACGGUGUAGGAGCAUCACUAGCUUACACGCCAUCACUAGCUAUCCUCGGUCAUUACUUCAAGAAAUACUUAGGACUAGUUAAUGGUAUAGUUACUAUAGGAAGCUCAGUGUUUACCGUCAUAAUGCCUCCGUUAUUAGAACAUAUCAUAAAGAACUACGGCUUGGAAUGGAUGUUCAGAGUUCUAGCCUUCUUUACAGUGGGCAUUAUGCUUUGCGGUUUACUAUUCAAACCGACUCCAUUAAUGAUAAUACAGAAACCUUCUCAUAAACAUGACAAUGUUAAAUCUUUAUUAAAAACUAUCGUAACCGUUCAAAUUUGGAAAAAUAGUAAAUAUAGAUUAUGGGCUCUUUCGAUGCCGGUGGCGUUGUUUGGUUAUUUCGUGCCGUACGUUCACAUAAAGAAAUUCAUUGAAGAGACCUUCACAGGUGUCAAUGAUAAUCUUCCUUUGCAAUGCUUGGCGAUCACAUCAGGGUUGGGUCGUUUGACUUUUGGAUUCCUGGCAGAUAAACGGGGAAUCAAUCGGAUUUUGCUACAGCAGAUCUCAUUCUAUGUGAUCGGAGCUCUUACAAUUAUUUUACCGUUCGUAAAAUCGUUUAGUCUGUUAGUGGCGAUUUCCUUAGGAAUGGGCUUGUUCGACGGUGCAUUUAUUGCACUGAUAGGUCCGAUAGCAUUUGAACUGUGCGGCGCGACACAUGCAGCUCAAGCGAUCGGUUGCAUGCUAGGGUUGGCUGCCCCGCCUUUGUCUGUCGGACCUCCCAUUGCAGGCUACAUUAGAAGUAUAACGAAGUCUUACAAAAUACCAUUCAUCCUAGCUGGAAUCUCGCCAUUAGUCGGCGCUACCGUCAUGUUCAGCGUUCAUUAUCAACGACGUAAUUCAAGCCGAACUGAAUCUAAUGCAAACGGACACGCAUAUUCACCUCCUACAGAUAUUGAAACAAAUCCCACGUCAAUCUCGAGCUCAAAUGGCAAGAUAAAUCACCAAACGGCGUUAUAACAUUUAAUUCUAAUGCAAAAUAGUUGAGAAUGUAUUUGUUAAGAAAUGAAUUAUUUUAAAAUGUGUGUGAUAGUGAGAUGCGAAGCUUUUAUUAUUCCCUAAGUGACGAAAGAUACUGCCUAUAUUUACUGCAUUUUGUUUGUAUUUUCCUUUUUUACAAUGUUAUUCUGUUUAAUACAGUUACCUAUGCAAGUUCCUAAUUUAGGUUUAUUUAAAGAAUAAAAUGUUAUUUAUAAUAUUAAUUAUUUCUUGUUACUACUGCAAUCAUUCGAAUCUCUAUGUUUAUGUUCCUAUGGAUGCAAUACUUUUUAAUUAUGUAUGUGUGCUUGAUUAAGAAAAUAUUUCAUUGCUAACGUCUUAAUCCAAAACAUUUGUAGAAGUUUGAAGUCCGAUAAAAGUUAAAUCGUAUCGUAUCGACCUAAAUCUUGUAAACAAUUGAUAUUUCUUUUUAAAAAAAUCUAAGUUUUUAUGGAGACAAUGCCUGAAACAUUCUUUUUUUGGACUUUUUAUUUUUAAAUCUUAUGAAUUUUUCCUACCAUUUUUAUUCCCUAUUACUUACUUUCAUAAGACUUCGUUUGCUGUUGUUUUAUGUCAUUCCUUUUCUAUGAUAUUUUUUCUAUUGUUUUUACACUUUAUACCAAAGCAAAAUCAGGAUAAACAUUGAAAAAAAUAUUUACUGUUUAUAACCCGGAUUAUUAACAGUUAUUCAAUUAGUGUUUCUUAAAUAUAAUUAUUUUAAUUACUAAAGAAAACCAGAUUUAUAAUGACUCAAGGUGACCUAGAUAAACUUGUUUACACCAAUAAAAGUAUAUCUUAUCUCUAUUUGUUAUAACUUCCGCAUUGUAUAGAUAGGAACAAAUUACUUGCAGCCGAUAGCUGUUUAAUUUCAUCUCUGCUUAUUACUUAGUUAAUCUAUGAUAAUACAAUGUAACCUAAAUCAUAGCUAACACAAACAUUUAUUUCAUAUUUUAUCAUUUUUGCGCUAUCGUGUUUCAGUUAUCAGGUCUCGUUGAUAUUGUAAUAAUAUUGUGCAGUUUUUUUUUAUCAGACUGUUGUAAAUUUAUACUGGAUUGCUUUUACAUUUCUUUGUUUUUCUUGCGGCAUGCAAGAUAACAUCAAUUUGCCAAUUUAUUCUAUCACGACAAAGGCGAUACUCUGAUUUCAACCAGUCUUUAUCUACAUCAGUUGCAAAAGCUGUCAUUAUAAAUGGUCGCUACAACUCUGCGAAGUAUCAUCACAUAACACUAUUAACCCCCUUCUCCCCUACUAGUCAUGGUAUAGAAAUCUUGCCCGGGGCGCUGGUAAGCUGGACCCGGCACUGCCAAUGACUUAGUAACAUCCACGUUUUUAACAUUAGAAACCAUGUUUACAUUUAACAAUACGUGGAUACUUUUACAAUGUCUCAUGUAUGUAUAGUAAAAUGUUGCUUGCUGUAUAUUAUUGUAAUUAAUAACAAAACGAUCGAGUUUCUUUGACGUCAAUACCAUGUUUACGCAAUCGGUUUUGUUUUGUUGCGUUCUAGCAGAAAUUAGAAAUAAUCAUAUUGCCUACAUUUGUUUGUAGUUAUUGUAAUAAUAAUACACUGGGCAUAAAAAUACAUUUAUUGAUUACUUGUCGAAAUAUCUAUCUUAUGAUUCCACGUUUGUCUAAGUUUUAGUUAUGUAAGAGGUGAAAAAAAAGUAUGAAGUGUUUUUUCUCUUAUAAUUCUAAUAUCCUAAAGAUCAGCUAAAUAUUCCAGAAUCAGAUUAAGAAAUGUUUUUUUUACAUAAAUAACGUAUGUGAAAAAAUUCAUUUAGUCAUAGUCAAUACGUCAAUUACCUUUGAAUUUAUAUUUAUGUAUGUACAUGUAUGAGAUUAAAAUAUUUUGUUAACAUAUUGCUACGUACGCCUUAAUAUUUAUGUAUAUUGUCAUUUAAACAAAAUCCUAUUAUUCCUAAAAUAAUGCAAAUAUUGUAAAUUAUGCAUAUAUUUAAUGUCAAAAACAGCUGUGAUAAUCCGUGUUAUUGUGGUUAUUGUUGCAUAUUGUUUAAAAAAACGCUAUUGAAUUUUACGCGCAUUUUUCCUCGCUCGCAGCUGUUCCUUUAUAAUUUAACUUCGAUAAUUUUAAUCAUAGUUUAUGUUCUUAUAAUCUAUGAUAUUUCUACUAUUGUAUAUAACAUGUUGAUGUCAAUUUGUCAAUUACUUUGUCUAUAUUAGUCAAAGUCAAAGCUCUACAGACCAUAAUGCGUUGUUCGAUACUUCGCUCAUUUCAAUUAUUUUGAAAUUGUAAUUUAGCAUUAUUAUUCUUGAAACGUUAUUCUUCAAGCGCUAUUUUUUUUAAUAAUUGUGAUUAAUUCUUAAAGGUUAGUUUUUAAAUUACUAUUUUUAAUUAAGAAUAGUGUUUAAGCUCAAAAUGUUAUUUUUUGUACAAUUCUAUCUAAUACGAUUUGUGGCGUUUUAUUGUUCAGGCAUUUAUAGGCAAAAUAAUCUGGCAUUCAAGGUAAUGAAACAAAGGC